UUUUCUGAUUUUCCAGUCUAGGGCCCAGCCAGCCGGCUGGAAGCAGGACAGAGGUCAGGUGAACUCAGACCACACAUCCCUGUUAAACACAUCAGCUUUUAAAUCAAUCUUUGUUCAAAGUCCAGUGAGUUCCAAGACUAGAGCUCCUGGCAGAGAGAAUUCCCAAGUGACAGAGCAGCUCCUCUUCCUUCCAGGUACAGAAAUGGCUGCCGUCUUCAAUGUCCGAGAAUGCAAACUGUCCAAACUGGAAGGGCAAAGCUAUGGCUUCUUCCUGCGAAUUGAGAAGGACACCGACGGGCACCUGGUCCGGGUGAUUGAGAAGGGAAGCCCAGCAGAGAAGGCUGGGCUCCUGGAUGGAGACAGAGUUCUCAGGAUCAAUGGUGUCUUUGUCGACAAGGAAGAGCACAUGCAGGUGGUGGAGCUGAUCAGAAAGAGCGGGAAUUCGGUGACUUUAUUAGUUCUGUGUGGGGAUUCCUAUGAGAAAGCUGUGAAGAAAGGGGUGGACUUGAAAGAGUUGGAUCAAAGCCAGGAGCUGGAUUUGAGUGACACGAAAGCAGCCCCAGUGAUGAACGGAGGAGUGACUUGCACCCAGCCGCGGCUCUGCUACCUGGUAAAGGAGGGGAACAGCUACGGCUUCUCUCUGAAAACUGUCCAAGGUAAAAAGGGAGUACACAUGACUGACAUAACACCUCAGGGUGUGGCUAUGAAAGCUGGAGUCCUGCCUGAUGAUCAUUUGAUUGAAGUGAAUGGAGAGAAUGUAGAGAAUGCCAGCCACGAGAAAGUGGUUGAAAAGGUGAAGAAGUCUGGAAACCGCAUCAUGUUCCUUCUUGUGGACAAAGAAACCGACAAGUACCAUCGUGAACAAAAGAUACCAUUCAAGAGGGAAACAGCAAGUUUGAAACUGCUGCCCCACCAGCCUCGAGUCGUGGAGAUGAAGAAGGGAAGCAAUGGCUACGGUUUCUACCUGAGGGCGGGCCCAGAACAGAAAGGUCAAACCAUCAAGGACAUAGAUUCUGGAAGUCCGGCAGAGGCGGCUGGCCUGAAGAAAAACGACCUGGUAGUUGCUGUCAAUGGCGAGUCUGUGGAGACCCUGGAUCAUGACGGUGUGGUGGAAAUGAUUAGGAAGGGGGGAGAGGAGACGUCACUGCUGGUGGUGGACAAAGAGACGGAUGAUCUGUACAGACUGGCUCAAUUUUCUCCAUUCCUCUACUAUAAAAAUCAAGAAUUGCCUAAUGGUUCUGUCAAGGAGGUUCCAGCCUCUGCUCCUCUGGAGGACUCAGGUCCAGACACCACAGAGGAAGUAGCGGAUCAUAAGCCUAAACUCUGCAGGCUGAUGAAAGGUGAAAAUGGCUAUGGCUUUCACUUAAAUGCGAUUCGGGGACUGCCAGGCUCAUUCGUCAAAGAGGUACAGAAGGGCGGCCCGGCCGAUGCAGCCGGGCUGGAGGAUGAGGAUGUGAUCGUUGAAGUGAAUGGGGUGAAUGUGCUGGAUGAACCCUAUGAGAAGGUGGUGGACAAAAUCCAGAGCAGUGAGAAGAACAUCACACUCUUGGUCUGCGGAAGGAAGGCCUAUGAUUACUUCCAAGCUAAGAAAAUCCCAAUUAUUUCCUCCAUGGCUGAUCCACUGGACGUGUGCCCUGAUUCCAAAGAAGAAACAGUGGUAGAGUCAGAGCAUGACUCACACAUGGUGAAAGAAAGAGCCCACAGUACAGCCUCAAAUUCUUCCUCCAAUUCUGAAGACACACAGAUGUGAUCAGAACGAAUGAUGGCUUCAGCUGCUAGGAUUCCUACUAAGUAUCCAGAACUGGUGUCACAUGGAAUGAGCUGCCACCCACUUACUGUGUUAAAGACUUUUGGAAACCACCACCUGUGAAUGACUGCCACAGAGCUAUUACAGAUGGCUUAUUUGCUUUUUGUGAUCUCUUCCAUGCUUUAGCUUAACUACAUUUCUCUAUAUGAUGAUCUCUUUUAUAGGCUCCUUAAGCACCAAAGCCGAUUCAUGAAUCUCCAAAACAGCAGAGCAGAUAAUUCAAAUUAUGCUUUUAUAAAAAUGUGGUUGCUAGAACAAAUACCAUUAAAAAUGUCUUGAGUAUGCUUACCUUCCUCUA
Messenger RNA from Heterocephalus glaber (naked mole-rat), 2105 nucleotides. The record is from RefSeq and is a predicted model, not a curated record. Lineage: Eukaryota; Metazoa; Chordata; Mammalia; Rodentia; Bathyergidae.